GUCUUGUAUCGUGAAUGUGAACCAUUAGUCUCCGAAGAUAUUAGAUAAGCUUGGUUCUGGGGUGCGCUAGUGUACUCUUUCUUCGUCUUCCUAUCUACUAUUCUCGGCUCUCUUAGCUCAGAGGAGCAAAUACCAAGCAGCACCAAACCCUAACUAGAGAAAUCCCACCAAUCACACACUUCUUCUUUUUCUAAUCUAAUCUCAAAUAGUUUCUAAGUAAAUUUCAGUAAAGAAGAGAAAAGAAGAAGAAAAUGGCGGUGGCUACGUCGAUGAGUUUCAACCUGGCUGGGGCAUUCAGAGGCCUCACCUUAGCUUCUCCGAUCUCUUCUUCUUCCUCUUUCUUCAGAGGCGAUUUUGGGUCCAUACGCGUGGUAGGUCCCAAGCCAUCUUCCGUGAGAUUGCCGCUGACCAUUCAAAAUGCGCACAAGAAAGGAGCCGGGAGCACCAAGAACGGCCGAGAUUCCAAAGGCCAAAGACUCGGCGUCAAGAUCUUCGGCGACCAGGUUGCCAAGCCGGGCUCCAUCAUUGUUCGCCAGCGUGGGACCAAGUUCCAUGCAGGGAAGAACGUGGGGCUUGGCAAGGACCACACGAUCUUCUCCUUGAUCGAUGGACUUGUAAAAUUUGAGAAGUUUGGGCCUGACAGGAAGAAGGUGAGUGUUUAUCCACGAGAAGUACAGCCAGAGAACCCCAACAGUUACAGAGCAAGGAAGAGAGAAUCCUUCAGGCUGCAGCGUGAGCGCAAGAAAGCAAGAGCGGAGGGCAAAAUUGCUCAACCACAACUAGUAUUGGCUUCUGCCGUUGAUGCCACAGAUAGCCGUCCCAUUUGCUAAUUCUAGAAGGCAGCUCUCCAUCCACAAAUUCUCGCUUUGCAUCAUUGGCUGGAUCUUUUGUAAUUCCAUAUUUGUUGAUAUUUUUAUCGAGAAACGUAGCUGUAAACACUCGCACCAAAUUUGAAAUCUGGUAUUUUGUU
Messenger RNA from Juglans microcarpa x Juglans regia, 970 nucleotides. Its product is annotated as 50S ribosomal protein L27, chloroplastic. Lineage: Eukaryota; Viridiplantae; Streptophyta; Magnoliopsida; Fagales; Juglandaceae. Gene Ontology annotation, molecular function: structural constituent of ribosome. Gene Ontology annotation, biological process: translation. Bases 252 to 830 code for a protein of 192 amino acids. The record is from RefSeq and is a predicted model, not a curated record. Gene Ontology annotation, cellular component: ribosome. The transcript has 3 exons.